UCUUAAGAGGUUAAGACUAUCUCAGUCCAACACAAAUAUCACAGGUUAAUUCUUUACUGCCAUCUAGUGCUUAUGUGUUGUAAGCGCACAUACCGCCCCUAACAAAUGCAGUAGCCCCUCACUGCAACAAAUGAGGUGAACCCCCCCCCACCAACCCGGAAUGUGUCAUGUGACAUCCGUCAGCCAACCGCAACACAGGCGCGAAAUGAAAGUGAUGUGACGGCGCUGCUGCUAAACACCAAACGGCGGUGUUGACGGGAAGAGAAAUGGACCUGCCGCAGAAGAGAAAACGAAUAAGCUACGAAUUAACCAACUCCCAGCCCUCCACCCGCGAGGCUGCACCCUCCACCAGCACGAAUGGCCAAGCGGGAGGUUUCGUGGAGGGCGCGAUCCUCCGCAUCACCAUGCAUAACUUCCUCACAUACGAUCACUCGCAAGUUUUCCCGGGACCCAAGCUGAACAUGAUCGUGGGAGCCAAUGGCACAGGGAAGUCCAGUAUAGUGUGUGCCAUCUGCCUGGGCCUGGCUGGAAAAACAGCCGUCCUGGGACGAGGAGACAAGGUUGGUCUGUAUGUGAAGCGAGGAUGCAGCAAGGGUUCAGUUGAAAUUGAGCUAUACAGAGCGAAUGGCAAUCUGAUAAUCAGCAGAGAGAUCCAGGAGGAGAACAACCAGUCAACAUGGAUGCUCAAUAAAAAACACGCCAGUCAGAGGGCUGUGGAGGAGGCUGUGAAAGAGCUGCACAUUCAGGUCGGGAACCUGUGUCAGUUCCUACCACAGGAGAAGGUUGGUGAGUUUGCUAAGAUGAGUAAUAUCGAGCUUCUGGAAGCCACUGAGAAGUCUGUCGGCCCGCCAGAAAUGUAUGAGUUUCACUGCGAGCUCAAGACGUAUUGUAGCAAAGAGAGCAAACUGGAGAAUGUGUGUAAGGAGAAAGCCGACUUCCUAGAGAUGGCCAGACAGAGGAAUGAGAGGAACAAACUGGAUGUGAAGCGCUACUACAUGAAGAAGAGACACUUGGACAGGAUCCAGAUGCUAGAGAAGAAGAAACCCUUGGUGGAGUAUGAAACAGCACGUAAAGAGCUCGAGGGGGUGAAGAAGGAGAGAGAGGAAAUGAAAAGGAAGCUGAAGUCUCUGAAAGAAGCUCAGGAGCCGCUGCUCAGGAAGAUCCGCUCAGUGGAGAGUCAGCUGCAGCCCAUCGAGCACCAGAUGAAGGAGUUGACUGCUGGUAUCAAAGAUGCAUCACAGAAAUGUAAGCAGAAACACGAUCAGCUUGAACUGAGGAAUAAAGAGGUUGAUAACAUCAGACAGGACCUGAGUCUGAAGCAGACGGAGGAGGCGGACCGGCAGAAGCGGAUCGGACACACGCAGCUCAUGAUCAAAGACCUGCAGAAGGAGCUUCAGAACAUGGGCAGCAUGGAGGAUGUCACGCCUCAGAUCGAGGCUGUUAACGCAGAGCUGAAGAACAUCCAGGACGAAAAAGCCAAACUGGAGGGCGAGAGUUUGGACCUGCGCAGAGACAAAGACGAAGCCUCUGGAGAAUUACACCGUUUGCAGAAUCGUCUGAGGAGUCUGGAGGACAUGAUGAAGAUGAAAGAGGAUAAACUGCGCGUCCGUUUCCGUGACACCUACACCGCCCUCAUGUGGCUGAGGAAUAACCGUGAUCGUUUCGAAGGCAACGUCUAUGAUCCCAUGAUGCUGGUGAUUAAUGUCCGUGAUGCUCGGCACGCAAAAUACGUUGAGAGUCAAAUUCCUGCCAACGACUUGAGAGCCUUUGUCUUUCAGAGACAGGAGGACAUGGAGAAGUUCAUGACAGAGGUGCGAGACACACAGAGGCUGCGAGUUAACAGCGUCAUCGCUCCAGCGGAGUCCUGCUCUAAACGACCUCCAUCACGACCCCUGGAGACUCUGAAGCGUUAUGGCUUCUUCUCGUAUUUGCGUGAGCUGUUCGAUGCUCCUGAGGAGGUCAUGAGUUACUUGUGCCAUCAGUACAGAGUCAAUGAUGUGCCUGUAGGAACAGAGAAGACCAAGAGCAUGAUCGAGAUGGUGAUCAGAGAGCUUCAGUUGAGGGUGAUCUACACAGCGGAGGAGAAGUACAACGUGAAGAAGUCCAACUACUCUAAUAAUGUGGUGUCCAGUAACUCGGCCCUGCGACCCUCGCAGUUCCUCACUAUGACCAUAGAUGCAGACGAGAGACACCAGCUGGAGGAGCAGCUGAGGGUGAGACACACUGUCUACACUGCUUUAGGAUUUAAAUGUUGGGGCACAUUGGCAGCAGAGAGGAAGGUGCAGAGAUGUGAUCAACGGAUGGCAGCCGUUCGUGAGCAGCUAACUAAACUGGACCGCCAUGAUAAUGAGCUGCGUGCUAAGAAGAAGAAACUGUCUGAGCUGAAAGGCAAGAAGAGACAGCUGGAGCAGAAAAUCAGCACAAAACAGGACAGGUACCUUCCUCCUAAAACCAGCUGUGUGCAGCUUUGUUUUAAAUCCGCUAUCUUUUAUAUCUUUUUCUCUCUGUGCAGUUUGCGGCAGAUGGAGCAGAACGAGAUCAACUUGCAGGCAAUUGAAGAGGAAACGAAUACCAAGAUCGCGGCUGUAAACAACAAGAAAGUGGCCAUAAUGGAGGAGUAUCUGAGUCGCAUGCAGAUGAAGGCCAGAAUGAGUAUGGAGAAGGUGUACUUGGCUCUCCAGAGCGCAGGUCUCUCUGCUGAGAAAACCAAACUGAAGACGGACUGCAGGGACAGUUUAGCUGAACUCAAGCAAGCAGAGGGGGUGUACACCAAGUUGGACCAGAUAAAGACCAAUCUGUUAGCCAAGUGUAAGACCCUGAUGAGUAGGGCCAGUGCAAUCUGUAAAAUGAGCCCCGGAGAGACGGCCGUCCCAGAUGAACUACACGCAGACUUCAGCCAGUUGCCCGAUACACUGGAUGAGAUUGAUGCCAUGUUGAAUGAGGAGAAGACCAGAGCUGAGUGCUUCACCGGCCUCAGUGUUGCUGUGGUGGAGGAAUAUAACAGACGUGAGCUGGAGAUUAAGAACAUGGAGAAGGAGCUGGACGACAAGACCAACGCUCUGAGAACCUACAGACAAAACAUUGCUGAGGCCAAAGAGCGCUGGCUGAAUUCUCUGAAGCAGCUGGUGGAUCAGAUCAACGAGCGCUUCAGUGAUUUCUUUCGCUCCAUGCAGUGCGCUGGAGAGGUGGAUCUGCACUCGGAGAACGAGGAGUAUGAUAAGUACGGCAUCCGUAUCCGGGUGAAGUUUCGCAGCACCACACAGCUGCAUGAGCUGACGCCUCACCAUCAGAGCGGCGGAGAGCGCAGCGUGUCCACCAUGCUGUACCUCAUGGCCCUGCAGGAGCUCAACCGCUGCCCCUUCAGAGUGGUGGACGAGAUCAACCAGGGCAUGGAUCCUGUCAAUGAGAGACGAGUGUUUGACAUUGUAGUGAGGACGGCGUGUGGUGUGAACACGUCUCAGUAUUUCUUCAUCACACCUAAGCUCCUGCAGAACCUGCAGUACGCGGAGCAGAUGACCAUCCUCUGUGUGCACAACGGACCCUACAUGCUGCCGCCGAACAAAUGGAGCGAGAAAGCCUUCAUGCGACGCGCCAAACGCGGACACAACUGCUGAAGAAACUCAACUACAUGUUGAGCUGUUCAGAGUAGCUCAAGUUCUAGUUGGAUUACCAGUUCAGAUGCUAAGUGCCUUCAUGUCAAAUAUGCAUAAAAAAUUUUACGAGUUCUGAAGAAACGUUUUUGUUUAAUAAAUUACUAAAUGUAACUGCUGUUUCCUUAAAACCAAGUCUAGUGUUUAUUCUCACUAAAGGAGGCAUCUCUAUUAUUAUUAUUGCUCACACAUAGGGUCAGAAAUGUAACAUGAGAACAGUUUUACACAGUAACAUCCAGUGAUGCAAACUACUCAGUUUUUUUUUGGUCAAAUUUCACCAUUUUGAUUUAAUAAUAUAGGCUGUCAUUCACAUGAUUCAUGCAAUUCAUAAUCGAAUGUGACCAGACAAGAAGCAUUUUUCCAUUUUGUGUUUUCAACACAGGUAUACAAAUAAGAUUGAAUGUAUGGCUAUUUUAAAAUAUAAAUAUUUAAUAAUAUAAAUAAUUUUUUUGUUGAUAUCACUGCACUUGUUUGUUUGGCUGUCAGUCUGUUGGAUUUUUCAGUGAGCCUUUAUGCAGGUGACAUGAACUCUUGACUUUGAGACAUUGAAUCAUUGACUCAACUGAUUCGUUUAAAAACACUGAUUCAUUUAGGAAGGAAACAUAUUUGCAGUGCUGCUAUUACAUUUGUAAGCGUCAGUACAGUGCUGCCUUGAAAGCAUUGUAGUUAGUAAUGGUGAAACGAGGCUUUGCGAAGAGUCAAGGCUUUCCUUUCUAUUCUAUAAAGAGUUAAUUACUUGAAGAUUGUACAAUUUAAAAAAUAAAUAAAUAAAAAAGCACCUACCGAACUAUCAUUACAGCCGCUGGUUUCACAUCUGGCUCUGAAGCUAAUUGCAACGUUAAAUGAUUAACAUUUAAUUUUAAAGUAUUAAAAGUCACUGCUGAUUAAAUCGUUCAGGUGUAUUGGCAGGAAAAUGAAAAUUCCUUAUCCCUUGUAAACCUGCCACAAUCCUACUACUAUUAUAAGAUAUAAUAAAAAAAAAACAAUUCCUACUGCCCAUCUAGCAAUUUUAUCUUUUGUUUUAUAUAAGUUAGGUAGUUUUAUGGGGGAAAAUCUGGCAACACCGUGACACUGCUAAAUCUCCCGUUUUAUAAAUUAGUUUAGUCUUUUUCCAUUAUUUUGCACAAAUAAAGCUUAGCAACAGCUAGGAGAUUUUCAGUUUCAGUGGGCGGGGCUUACAUGAAUAUUCAUGAGCUUCCCAGACGUGCCUUGUAUCUCAUUAACGGAAUAUAUUUUUAGCGUUGUGCAAACAAACAUACAUUUGUUCAUCAUUUCGUAACCGUUUAUAAUGUUUUAUUAGUUACGUACUAUUAGUUACGUUUUGUGCAGCCGUCACUGACUGAAUGAUUGCAAUCAUUCUUUGUGCAAUGUCAGGAUAAAGCACAGCAGUCUCAUAUAAAAACGUUCUACUGCAGAUAUGGGACAUUAUUACACUUUAAAAGCCUAUAAAGACCCCGGA
Molecule: messenger RNA, 5109 nt
Organism: Sinocyclocheilus rhinocerous
Lineage: Eukaryota; Metazoa; Chordata; Actinopteri; Cypriniformes; Cyprinidae
Product: structural maintenance of chromosomes protein 5-like
Exons: 24
Coding region: 267-3614 (1115 amino acids)
Biological process (GO): double-strand break repair via homologous recombination
Cellular component (GO): nucleus; Smc5-Smc6 complex
Molecular function (GO): ATP hydrolysis activity; single-stranded DNA binding
Source: RefSeq, a predicted model, not a curated record